This is a messenger RNA of Cuscuta epithymum, 2556 nucleotides long. The record is from the annotation of a GenBank genome assembly. Lineage: Eukaryota; Viridiplantae; Streptophyta; Magnoliopsida; Solanales; Convolvulaceae.
AUUUAUAUACGUUUGUAUAUUAUUCGAUACGUCCCUAAAAAUACUUACAAAUUUCCAUUUUGGUCCGUUGCAAAAAAAAAUCAUUUUUCUUUUUUGUUAAAGAAUUUGUUAUUCAUGGUAAUUCUUACACUUUUAUCUUUCUUUUGUAACUCUUCAUCACACAAUUCUCAUUUUCUUGAUGCGUGUGUAAUUCAGGAAGGAGGGAGUAUUAAACAUAAGCUGGUCUUGUUUCUUUCCGGAAGUCUUCCCUCGUCUUGACCCUCAACUUUUCUCCCAUCCCAACUGCUAAAGAUUCCGACUUUACAGUGAAAAUAUAGCUUUUGAAUCUUCUUCUUCCACUUUCCUUAUGUUUUGGGGCUAUAUAAGUAUAUAACUGUGCGUGAUUGGGAUGUAAGUAAUCGAAGGGGAGCUGUUAGCCUGUUCAUUUAGGUUAGGUGUGGGCAGUGUUUGGUCUCUUGUUAAAUACACUGUUUUGCUUGGUAGAUUGUGCUGUUUAGGGCUCUUUUAUGGGCCCAGAUUUCCACUGAGGUGGGUUUUCAUGGUGGAAUUAGGACUAUUUUCCGCGCUGCUUUUAUCUUUUCUGAACCCAUUUCUUGCUGUCUCGCAUUUGGGGGUCUAGGGUUCCUUUAUUAAAGAUAAGAUUUGGCUUUUUUUUAGGUUUCCUCCUUUUCCUAUUUUGUGAUUUGGGUCGAUUUCUUUCUCUUGGUUAUGUGAAUCUUGGUAUCUUUCUUGAUUCAAUUUGGUGCUCAGUUUCAGAGCUUAGUCCUUGAAGAGUUGAUCUUACUUUCCGGUUGAUGUUUCCAUGGUUUGCAAGUAGAAAUUAAAUUUGUGAAUUGGGAAUGAAUGUUGAAUUAAAGUAGGAUUGCAUUUGGUGAAUUAGAAAUGGCUAAUCGUCUGAGAACAGAUAGAGUUAUUCAGCCUCCUCUGGUUGAUUCAACAACUUGUCUUUGUAGAGUGGAUGCUGGGCUAAAAACGGUUGCUAGCGCUAAACGGUACGUGCCCGGGUCCAAACUCUGUCUUCAGCCAGACAUCAAACCGUCUAUCCAGACCACUCGGCCCAAACACACCCGCGACAAGAGCCGAACCCAAUCCCCCCUUCUCCCAGGCCUCCCCGACGAUCUCGCUAUUGCUUGCCUUAUCCGUGUCUCUAGGGUUGACCAUUCAAAGCUCCGUCUUGUUUGCAAAAGAUGGUACCGUCUCUUAUCUGGGAACUUCUACUACUCCCUCAGGAAGAAACUUGAAAUCGCCGAAGAAUGGGUUUACGUCAUCAAGAAGGACCGGGAGGGUAAGGUGUCAUGGCAUGCGUUCGAUCCAGCAAACCAGUUGUGGGUCCCACUCCCACCUGUUCCCAAAGAAUAUUCCGAAGCAAUAGGGUUCGGGUGUGCUGUCCUCAGCGGCUGUCACCUCUAUUUGUUUGGCGGGAAGGAUCCAGUCAAAGGUUCCAUGAGACGGGUUGUAUUUUAUAGCGCACGGAGCAAUAAAUGGCACCGGGCCCCAGACAUGCUCCGCCGCCGCCAUUUUUUUGGGUUUAGUGUGAUGAACAACUGUUUAUAUGUAGCCGGUGGAGAGAAUGAGGGGGUUCAUGGGUCAUUGAAGUCUGCAGAGGUCUAUGACCCAAACAAGAACAGGUGGUCGUUCAUUGCUGAUGUAAGCACCCCUAUGGUGCCAUUCAUUGGGGUGGUUUACAACGGGAGGUGGUUCUUGAAAGGGUUGGGGGUCCACCGGGAAGUUGUGAGCGAGGUCUAUGAGCCAGAGACAGACAAGUGGGAGCCGGUUCAUGAUGGAAUGAUGUCGGGGUGGAGGAACCCUAGCGCCGCCCUCGAUGGGCGGCUCUAUGCGGUGGACUGUAGGGAUGGAUGCAAGCUGCGUGUUUACGAUGACGCGGCUGGCUCUUGGAGCAACAAGCGCAUCGACGGGAGGAUGCACUUGGGGACCUCAAAGGCUUUUGAGGCAGCGGCGCUCCUCCCGCUCAACGGGAAGCUGUGCGUUGUGAGGAACAACAUGAGUGUAUCCCUUGUUGAUGUGGCGAGAUGCGGCGGUGACGUGGUGGGGACAGAGCACCUGUGGGAGAAUAUCGGCGGGAAGGAGGGACAGCUGAAGAGUUUGGUUAGUAAUUUCUUAAAUAGUAUUGCGGGGAGGAGCCGACUCAAGAGUCACAUUGUUCACUGCCAAGUUCUUCAGACUUGAUUAACUGUAGAAGCUUUGAGAAAUUGAAAUUGUUGUGUGAUGUUAAUGUAAGGAGCAUAUAUGGUAAGGAGUAUGCCUGCCUGCCUUCUUGUUGUAUCAUAUAAAAAAUUGAAGUUAGCAUGUAAUCCCUCCGUCCCUUUGGCGAAGUCCAACGGGACGGAGGGAGUACUAUUUAUUACUCCGUAGUAAGGUAGAGACUUUAACAAAAAAAAGCUAAAAAAAAAGUGCUUCCUUUUGCCUUCUAGGACUUUCCUGCCAUUUCACCUAAUACAUAGAAAGACAGCUCUUGUAUCUUUUGAAACCCAAAGUUCCAUUUUAAACAAUAGAUCUUUUAACAGGUCCCGAUGAAUUGACUCAUUUCAUUCGAUU